Trypanosoma grayi is the source of this 1410-nucleotide messenger RNA. RefSeq lists its product as hypothetical. NCBI's taxonomy places the organism in Eukaryota, Euglenozoa, Kinetoplastea, Trypanosomatida, Trypanosomatidae. Bases 1 to 1410 code for a protein of 469 amino acids. The record is from RefSeq and is a predicted model, not a curated record. The transcript has a single exon.
AUGCCGAUGCUGUACGUUAGAAAGGUCAAUAAGAUUGCAUGGUUGAGGCGGAGGUUCCUUUGCGUCGCUGUUCUCUGUUCGGUGGCUGUUGUGUUGUUUGUGCUCUUAACUGUGCUGCCGUCGUACAGUACUGCUGGCGAUGACGCACGCGGUCUGGUCUUGGCGUCCGACCUGAAUUCUCUGCCACAUGGGACCUCCCACAGACUGAAGGAGUGCGAUGAGCCGCGCCGCAGUUUUCAGCCAAUGGGAAACUUUGUGUUCUGGGGGAGGGUCAUGAACACAUCCGCGCCCUGCCCAACAUCGGGCAUGAAUAACCAGCUCAUGAUGAUCAUGGGGAAACUGCAUUGCUUUGCCGUGAACGAGUCGAAGCACAGUUUCCCUGCUGGGGGUGCGUCGCCCGUGGCCCUUUUCAAGUGGAAGGAUAUUUCAUGCUCUCCAACCGGUGGGAAAGAGGGGAGACAGCGCUACGCGGUCGGGGGAGAGGACUAUGCGUAUUCGUGGUUCCGCUGGAGCGAGUUGCUGGACUUCGCGGAUGUGCGUUUGCGCUUGGGGAGUGGCGAUGCUGUCGGGCACGCCGGCGUCAACCUGCUGUCGAACGGUGAGGACAGCAACGCACGCGUGAUGCAGGAGCGCGCUUCUGAGGAGCACAUAACUCGCGUCUGCCUCUCUGAUACAUACAGCUGGAGCGAGCAGCCGGCGCUCGCUGCGUGCCCCGCGUCGGUGGACCACAUAUGGGGCACGCCUGUGUACUGGGAUCUGCGCCGGUCGCUGCAGCUGCACCCGUGGUUCUACCGCGCCGCGGUGGACUUCCUGCGGCGGCAGGGUGUGGCGCGGGCGCCGUCGCAGGAGCACCUGCACACCAUGAUGGCACUCCACGUGCGUCGCGGGGACUACCAGAAGUUUUGUAGCGAAAACGCGCGCGGUAGGGGGCGCCACAAGUACCGCGUGCCGCCAUUUGUGUACUUGAAGCGCCGGCAGCACCCGAACGUCACAGUCAUCGGGAACAGCUUCGAGGAGGCGUGCUUCCCCAGCCUGCAGCACGUCGUGGCGGCGGUUGCACGAGUGGCGGCGACGCACGCACACAUCACGACGGUGCUGCUCGUUACAAACGCGGCGUCGUUCCGGCAGAAGUUGGCGAAGGCGCUGCGGAGCCGCCCCGACACGAGUAACUUGACGCUGCUCAGUUUUGUUCCGGCGUCGUCGGAACAGCAAGACGGCGAGCACCCGCCGCCGUACUGGCUGCGACACGCCACGUACUAUACCACCGCCGAAGCCGCGUGGAUGGACACGACGCUUAUCUCCCUGGCGCAGGUCAUGGUGCUGAACCGCUACAGCACAUUUAGCCACUCUGCGGUCGACGUGCACAUACUACGCGAGACACGGCUCGCGGCAAAUCUCUUCUGGUGGUAG